Molecule: messenger RNA, 1024 nt
Organism: Moneuplotes crassus
Lineage: Eukaryota; Ciliophora; Spirotrichea; Euplotida; Euplotidae
Source: the annotation of a GenBank genome assembly
AUUAAAUAUUACAAUGAAUAAGAGCUUUGAAGCUACUGGGAAAGGGUAUGCAACUCAUUACAGGUCAAAUACCACUCUAAAUUUCGGGCUUAAUUCUGAUGUCAGGAGUGAACUAUCUUCCUCAAGGAUCAGUCAUCAUGUAGUGAUUCCAAUUUGAAGAGAUGCUAAGCCUAAAUUAUAAACAAUAAAAAAAAAGAAUUAUUAAGCACGGAGAGAGUAAGUGCUUAUGAAGAUGGGAGUGUGAUUAAGGUUAAGAGAACCAAAAAUAAAACUGUCUCCAUUCUAAAAUAAUUAUACUGUUGAUAAACCUGAUCUUGCGAAGAAAAAUAAGGAAAUAGGGAGUUAUUACAGCUUAAACCCUCAAACCAUUGCUUUCCAGAAGGUUCUUAGAACUAAGAAAAAAUUCUCAAGGAAAGUAAAAAUGCCAACUAUAUAUUCCAAGAAGAAAGCGACUGAUUCCCGAAGAAAUUCGACUCAGUCAUCUUUUAACAGAAUUAAAUUUCUACCUCAGACAAGUGCUAUUAUAAUGAAUAUCUAUCAUUCGAAGGGAUUUGCGUCUAAUAGAUCACAUGGAACGAUUCCUAAGCGUUCGCUUUCAACUACUUUUCCAAAAAGAUCUGCAUAUAUUGAGAGGAAACAACAGAACCGUAACUCCAAAGCUCUCAACACUUAUGGAUUUGAUCAACAAAGAGAAACUGAAGCGAUACAUAGUUUGGAAGAUGUAAAGCUUACAAGAUCUCUAAAUAGGGAUAACUCUCCGACCCACUCAAACCCCCUUCACAGCGUCCCUACAUGCCCAGUGUUCGACAAAGAGUCUCUUAGCAGCAAAAUCUCGACCAUGCUCGGAAAAGACCUUGACUUUCGUAGAACAAAAUUGCUCAGACCCUUCCUGAAACGAAGCGGUUGGAUACCCAGGAAGUAAUAAUGCACUGAAUACUAAGUUAUUCCCAGUAUAAGUACAUAAUUUUCUUAACCCUCAGUCAAUCCGGAGCCUUAAAGGACCAUAAACAUAACAUAUCAUCUG